AUGGAUGAUAUUGUGACAUUGAUAUUGUUAUCACUGGCUAUGCUAGUCGGUUGUUACCUUUCAGGUAUCAUUCCAUUAGCAUUUACUCUGUCAGAGGAAAAAUUAAAAUUGAUAACAGUAUUAGGAGCAGGUUUAUUAGUUGGAACAGCCCUGGCAGUUAUUAUUCCUGAAGGUGUACAUGCUAUGUAUUCAGGGGGAGUUAAACCAGCAGAGAAACAUGAACAUGAACAUGGACAUCAUCAUGAUAUGUCAGAAGAACACAGUAAAAUAGGAAUAAGUUUAGUUGCUGGGUUUAUAUUUAUGUUAUUAGUUGAUCAGAUAGGAGGUGGACACCAUCAUUCAUCUACAGAUGCUGAAUCAGCAGGAGAAACUCUAGCUCAAAAAAGAAAUAAAAUAACAGCUACUAUAGGUUUAGUUGUACAUGCUGCAGCUGAUGGUAUUGCAUUGGGAGCAGCUAUUACACUAGCAGAAAGUCAUAUAACUAUGGUAGUGUUUAUAGCUAUUAUGUUACAUAAGGCACCGGCAGCAUUUGGUUUAGUUUCAUUUUUAUUACAUGCUGGUUUUGAUAGAUCUCGAAUUAGAAAACAUUUGUUAUGUUUUUCUAUAGCAGCUCCGUUAACAGCUUGUAUAACAUAUUUUAGUCUUAGUAAUCAAAGUAAAGAAACUUUAAGUGACAUGCACACAACAGGAAUAGCCAUGUUAUUUAGUGCAGGAACAUUUCUUUAUGUAGCCACAGUACACGUCUUACCUGAAAUCUCCACCGAACAUUCACAUCAUAAAAGUCCAGAUGGAACUGUGAUAGUGAGAGAACAUAAAGGAUUUAAAAAAAUCGAACUGCUAGCCUUAGUAGUGGGUGCUAUUUUACCAGUUAUUUUGGCAGUGGGACAUAAACAUUGA
Lottia gigantea (owl limpet) is the source of this 897-nucleotide messenger RNA. RefSeq lists its product as hypothetical. Gene Ontology annotation, biological process: zinc ion transport; transmembrane transport. Lineage: Eukaryota; Metazoa; Mollusca; Gastropoda; Lottiidae. The record is from RefSeq and is a predicted model, not a curated record. The transcript is spliced from 7 exons. Gene Ontology annotation, cellular component: membrane. Gene Ontology annotation, molecular function: metal ion transmembrane transporter activity. Bases 1 to 897 code for a protein of 298 amino acids.